Stylonychia lemnae is the source of this 750-nucleotide messenger RNA. NCBI's taxonomy places the organism in Eukaryota, Ciliophora, Spirotrichea, Sporadotrichida, Oxytrichidae. The record is from the annotation of a GenBank genome assembly.
AUGAAUAAUAUAGGUUGCUUUUCCAAUAAAAAAAGCAGAGCAUCAAAAACUCCUGAGGAAAUUUAUAAUAAUGAUUCAAGCUUUUCACAUAUUAUAAGUCAGCAGUAGUUUGAUCCAAUAAAUUAUAGAGCAAUAUCUUAGAUUAUAUUUGAGACUGAAAGAGAAAUAGAUAUGAGGACUGUCAUUCAUAUCUAUCAAUAACUAACUUAAUCAUAACAAAUUGAACAUAUAGACUGGGAAGUAAUUGGGUUUUAAAAUAAAGAAAAUAUUAAGAGUGAUUUUAGGGCUGUGGGUCUGCUUGGAUUGCUAAACCUGUUAUAUUUUAUGGGCUAGGACUUGGCCAAAGUAAGGCAAAUCUAUGAAUUGUCCACAGAUAAAGUUCAAAACUAUCCUUUUAUGCUGGCUUGCUUCAACAUCACGAACCUAACUUUGAGGCUUUUAAAUAAUGAUAAAAUCACUAGUUAAUUGAUAAACUUGCAUGAGGAAAAAAAUGCUUUUGUUGCUCUAUAAGAGUAUUACAUUGCUCUAUUGAAAAGGUUCGAUGAGAGAUGGCGAAACGAGAAACUUAAAAUAAAUGACUUCAAUGUUACAUUAGAUUAAAUUGAGAUAGAGAGUAAAAAGGAUAUAGUUAAGUUUAUUCAGAAGAACGGAUAAACCUAGAGUUCAAUUAAUGGUAUGAAAAAUAUGAAUAACUCUAAAAAAUAGAAAGGUGGCAAAGGUUUAAAUCAGACUGAUUUUAGUAAUAUAUGA